UUCGGCAUUGCCAUACAUACACACCUUUGACCUCUCUCUCCCUCCUUGAUCCCAAAAUUGGAACCCUAAAUUGAAACCCUAGUUUUAUCUUAUUUCUUCUGGAUCUGUCCGCAGAAGUUCUACGAUCGUUCUCCGUAUGGUGAUUAGGGUUCACAGAAGAUCAGCGAUUUCAAUGGUUUGAAUCUUAAACUUCUCUUUGUAUUAAUUUUUAGGGUUCUUAUUUUUGGGGGUGGUUUUUUUUUUUUCUUUUUUUUCUCUGUUGCGAUUCGAAUGCUUUGAUUUCUGUUGGGGAUGGAAAAAGGUAGAGAUACUGAAGAAUUUAAGGUGUUAUCAUCGAAUCCAAGAAUUGGAUUGAAACGUGAAUUUGCAUUUGCUAUGAAUGCCCAAUCUGAAUGUUCUGGGUCUUUAGGUAGAACUAGGGCUAGAAAAGCAGAAGAACCUAAUUCUGUUGUUGAUUUAGGGAAAUCUAGUAAGAAAAGAGCUAAACUUUGUGUCCCUAAGGAAGAACCAAAAGAGAUUUUUUCUGAUAAUGAGGAAACCCUAAUUUCAAAGGAGGGUGAAGUUGAGAAUGGGAAUUUACAUGGUAACAUUGAAAAUGGGGAUGAACAGAAGAAUGCUCAGUUCAAUUGUGUUGAUGAUGAGGAAAUGGUGAAGACUGAUUUGUUAAAUACACCAAGGAGAUUCACACGUUCAGCUCUGAAAGCUACAGAAGUUAUCAGCUACAAAAAACGUAAUGCGUCUCUUGGGAAAACUAAAACUCGGUUUACUCGUUCUUCUUUGGACUCGAUGACUGUGGAGACUGUAACGGAUGGCAAUAAGGAGCUAGGUAAGGAUUCAGCAGAGGCAUCUGAAAAGGAGGCACCAAAAAUUUCAAGGCUGGCACCAGCGAACCUUGUAGAAAAGGGUUUAAAGGAGAAUGGCAUAGAAAAUAAUGUAACUGGCACAUCCAACAAGCUGUUAAAUUGUUCAUCUUUGGAUCAAAAAGCAGAUGAGAUGGUAAACGAUGACAGUAUGGAGGUAGAAAUAACUUCAGCCGGUAAACCCAGUUUAGAUAUUAUGGAACAUGUAGCAGUUGUCCCUGAAAAUUCUGACCCUCAGCUUCUUUCAUUGGACAAACCUGGGAACUGCUUUCCUGAUUCAGCUUUGGAAACUAAGGAAGAUGAUCUGAUAAUGGAUGACAAUAAGGAGGUCGAGGAAUCCAAUCUGGAACCGAAGGAGGUCCAAAACUCUACAGCCGAGGAAUCCAUUGUGGAACCCAAGGAGGUCGAAAACUCUGCGGUCGAGGAAUCCAAUCUGGAACCCAAGGAAGUCCAAAACUCUACAGUCGAAGAAUCCUUUGUGGAACCCAAGGAGGUCGAAAACUCUACAGUCAAGGAAUCCAAUCUGGAACCCAAGGAACAGUUAGUGGCGGUCACCGAAAAUUCAGUGAAGCAAAAUAUGUCAGCUGGUAUAUCCACAAAGCGUUUUCCUCGUGUAGCCUUGCAAGUUAACCAGGACUUAGUAAUGAGCCCUAUAAGUAAUCAACUGAAUGUUCCAUCUGAGAAACCUAUGCGGCGAUUUACUCGUUCACUUGUGGAACCCAAGACAGAGCCUGCAGGGAUCAAUGGAACUUAUGAACAGCAGAAUGUUACUCCUGAGAAAUCCAUGCAGCGGUUUACUCGUUCACUUUUGAAACCUAAAUUAGAGCAAGAAGUGAUCGGUUGCAGUAAUGAAGUACACUAUGGCGUGUCAGAAGAAGCAUCAAGGCGUUUUACGCGCUCAGCUUUGAAACCUAAGGAGGAAAGAACUGAUACACCUGAAUAUGUCUUCACCAAUUCUCCCUCCAAUGUCAAGGAGCUAUUUGAGACUGGUAUGCUCGAGGGACUGGUUGUAAAGUAUGCCUUUCCGGGAAAGAAGACAACAGAGCUUCGAGGAACAAUAAAAGAGCUUGGUAUUUUGUGUUCCUGUAUCUUAUGCAAAGGGGAAAAAGUGGUUACACCAUGCCAGUUCGAGCAGCAUGCAGGUGGUACAAAGGAACACCCUGAGGAGUAUAUUUACUUGGAGAAUGGUAGCAGCCUUGGAGAAGUAUUAGGUUUGUUGAAGGAUAUUCCCUUGGAGAACCUGAAGGCAACAAUUCAAAGUGCAAUUUCCACUGCACACGUGAAAAACACGUGUACCUGUAUGUACUGUAAAGGACCUCUUUCUGGACCCAAAAGGGUUGUGCAAGUAUGCAACAAAUGCCUGGAAUCCAGGAGAUCUUGUGCAAGCCCAGCUCGUAAAACUGGUGAUGAGAGGUCAAAGUCAGUUGUGACCCCAAAGUCCUUGAAAAGUAUACAAAGGCAUAGCUCGUCACAGAAGAAAAGUAGUGUUAAAGGGAAAAUAACAAGAAAGGAUCUGGGAUUGCAUAAGUUGGUGUUUGAGGAAGGUGGCUUACCUGAUGGAACUGAAUUGGCAUAUUACAUGAAUGGAAAGAAACUGCUGGAGGGGUACAAAAAGGGUUUUAGCAUAUUUUGUCGUUGUUGCACUACUGAGGUCAGCCCUUCUGCUUUUGAAGCUCAUGCUGGUUGGGCUUCACGUCGCAAACCUUACCUAAACAUCUAUACGUCAAACGGGGUGUCACUGCAUGAGCUGUCAAUUUCUCUUUCGAAAUCUCGGAAGUUCGUUUCCAACUACAAUGAUGACCUGUGUGGCAUCUGUGCAGAUUUUGGUGAUCUUUUACUUUGUGAUGGAUGCCCUAGGGCCUUUCACCGAGACUGUGUUGGAGAGAUGCGAGUUCCUCGUGGUGACUGGUAUUGUCCAUAUUGCGUGAGUAUGUUCCAAAGAGAAAACCAUUGUACAAGUAACGCCAAUGCCAGGGCAGCCGGGAGGGUUGAAGGAGUUGAUGUUAUUGAACAGAUAACCAAAAGAUGUAUACGAAUCGCUGAAACUACAGAACCUGAAGUUGGUGGUCGAUGCUCGUUAUGCCGAUCGACUGGCUUUAGCAAAUCUGAGUUUGGUCCACGUACAGUUAUAAUUUGCGAUCAGUGCCAGAAGGAAUAUCAUGUUGGGUGCCUGAAGGAUCACAAGAUGGCAGAUCUACAGGAACUGCCAAAAGGGGACUGGUUUUGUUGCACGGACUGCAAUAGAAUUCAUACUGCUUUGCAGAAGUUGAUCGUUCGUGGAUCAGAGAGGCUUCCAGACUCUCUUUUGGUUGUUGUGAAGGAGAAGCUCGAGGAAAAAGGUUUGAAUAUAGAUGGAGAUUUGGAUGUAAGAUGGAGGCUUCUUAGUGGCAAGACGACUUCUCCUGACAGUAGAUCACUGCUUUCAAAGGCUUUAGCAAUCUUUCAUGAUCGCUUUGACCCUAUUGUUGACGCUACCACAGGUCGUGACGUUAUCCCAGCCAUGAUAUAUGGACGGAACAACAAAGUCCAAGACUAUGGUGGGAUGUAUUGUGCAGUAUUGACCAUUAACUCUUCCGUGGUAACAGCUGGAAUUCUUCGAAUAUUUGGGCAGGAAGUAGCAGAGCUUCCUUUAGUUGCGACGAGUAGUGAUCAUCAAGGACAGGGCUACUUCCAGUCACUGUUUUGUUGCCUCGAGAGGUUGUUGGGAUUCUUGAAAGUGAAGUACCUGGUGCUUCCAUCUGCUGGAGAAGCUGAAUCCAUAUGGACAGACAGAUUUGGUUUCGAAAAAGUUGGUGAUGACAAGUUGAAAGAGUACAAGAAGGAUUACCAGAUGGCCAUCUUUCAAGGGACUUCUGUGCUGCAAAAGGCAGUUCCAAAGUGUCGUAUUAUUGACAGAUCUCCAAAGAAAAGCUGAUUGGAGUAUAUAUAUUUGUACAGCCAAGCUUUUUGUUGCAAUGAUGUAUAGUAGUAGAAUUUUGUCAGGGUGGUCUAAAAGAAAUAGAUUCAGAAGUAUUUCAUACAGAUUCAGUAGUGGAAAUAUCAUUUUUUGAACAGGCUCCCUUAGGUAGUGGUAGCAGCAGAUAAAACAUGAAUUUAGGAAUAGAAUCACAUUGUCAUUCAACCACUGUAAACAGAACUUGUUACAUUCUAUUCUUCAUUUCAUCCCUGGUAAUCACAUCCAUUAAUCCGAUUCCUUC
Molecule: messenger RNA, 4057 nt
Organism: Papaver somniferum (opium poppy)
Lineage: Eukaryota; Viridiplantae; Streptophyta; Magnoliopsida; Ranunculales; Papaveraceae
Exons: 18
Coding region: 292-3774 (1160 amino acids)
Molecular function (GO): acyltransferase activity, transferring groups other than amino-acyl groups
Source: RefSeq, a predicted model, not a curated record